CAGGAAGUGGGGCAGAGUUUUGUGUAUUGUUGUCACGGAACUUGCUCACUGGGAUUUAAAUUUACCCGACGUUAGUGGUGGCCCAAAAAUCACCUCUCUGAGUUUUCGUUUAUGUUAUUUUCCCGUUAGGUUAGCGGAGACUAUAAGAAUGCCGCCUAAAAAGCGCCACUCCGGAGUGACACAGAGCAGGGAGCCGAAGCCCGACGCUGACAGCGCGUCUUCUCCAGACAAACAGGAUAGCCCAGAGUUAUCAGAGAAAAAGCACAGAGAAAAGGAUGCUAAGUUUGUGAGUCUGUGUAAGAGCCUUCAUGUAUCAGACCUGGUGUGUGACCGAGCCUGGGCUCUAUGGAAAACCGUUCAAGAAUCCAUGGAUAAAGUCCCUGGCAGUCAGGAAAGACUUUGGGGCGCUUGUCUGUUUGUUAUCGUGACAGACAUGGAUAUCGGCUGCUUUACUGUCACUCAAGUUUUGAAAGCUGUCAGUCUGAAUUUAAAACAGUUUUUGGUUGUGGUGAGACAGCUGGAUGUAAACCUAGAUACAAUCAGCACAAAGGUCAACUCUGCACUGACACGACUGGAGAAGAAGUAUGAUGUGAUGCUGGCUCUUUAUCAAAGAUUUGAGAAAACUUGCAAGAAUAUCUUUGUUCUUACUCCCGAUGGCAAGGUGAGGGAGACCACACGGACCUGUUGGACAAUGUUUCUUUUGUCAAAAGGAAGGGCCUUGCAGAUGGAGGAUGACCUGGUCAUAUCCUUCCAGUUGCUGCUCUGCACGUUGGAGUUAUUUAUCAAGCGCUGCUCUCCAGACCAGUUACAGCCUCUCUAUCAAUCAGCCAUUAGCAAGGUUCAGACCCCAUCAACCCGCACAUCUCGUCGCAGCCUGAGCAAAGCCAAAUCCCGACCUGUAGAACCAGAAGUUGAUGCGCAGCUUCUCGAAACCUUGUGCAAAGACAAUGAAUGCAAUAUCGAAGAGGUGAAGAACGUGUACCAGACCAGCUUCAUGGCUUUUCUGGAGUCAGUGGAUCUUUCGAAAUCUACAGAUUUUCCACAAGUGAAUUUUAUCAACCAGCAGUAUGAAGAACACUACCUCAAGAGCAGAGACAUUGAUGGUCGUCUGUUUUUUGAUGGGGAUGAGAGCGUUCUUCCUCCUAAAGUUGAGAUAUCACAGGUGGAGAGAACUCCAAAGAAGAACCAGCCAGAUGAAGAUGGGCCGAUGAUCCCUCCUCAGACUCCAAUCAGAGCUGCCAUGACCUCCAUUAAGAUGCUCAGGGGAGAUCUCCCCCCCAACGGGGAUCAGCCUUCAACUGCCCUGGCCACAUACUUCAAAAAUUGCACUGUGGACCCGACGCAGGAUGUGCAGAAACGUUUAGAGACACUUGGACAGGUGUUUAGCCAGAAGUUUGGUGAGGCAGUGGGGCCACGCUGUGUUGUGUAUGGAAGGCAGAGAUUUGCCCUUGGUGUCAGAUUAUACUACAAAGUAAUGGAGGCGAUGCUGAAAUCGGAGGAGAAGCGUCUGUCUGUGCAAAACUUCAGCAAACUGCUCAAUGACUCCACAUUUCACACAUCACUCCUGGCCUGUUCUUUGGAGGUGGUCAUGGCAACAUAUGAAGAGAGUAGUUUCAAGAACGGAGGAAGUGACCAAACUGGAACAAAUUUGUGCUUCCCCUGGAUACUGAACGUCCUCAGCCUGCCUGCCUUUGACUUCUACAAAGUGAUUGAGAGCUUCAUCAAGGCUGAACAGACACUAAGCAAAGACAUCAUCAAGCAUCUGGAGACCUGUGAGAACCUCAUCAUGGAGAGGAUCGCGUGGAGGACGGACUCCCCGCUGUUUGAGCUCCUGAAACAGGAGCAUGCGAAUGCAGCACCAGAGCCGGCGGAGACACCAGCCAGUCUCAACCAGCCACUGCAGCAUAACCACACCGCUGCUGACCUAUAUCUCUCACCAAUGCGCCCAGGCCUGCGGGGACUGCCUCCUCAUUCCCCGGCCACGCCCCCCCAGCCACCCGCUGCCUCCCAGUCCACCUCCCAGGCUCCCUGCCAAGUUCCAAGGCUGCCAAAAUCUAACUCUCUCAGUCUUUUCUAUAAAAAAUUGUACCGCCUGGCCUAUACAAGGCUAAAGACACUCUGCUCCUACCUGUUGUCCUCUAACCCUGAACUUGAGCCCAUAAUAUGGACCCUGUUUCAGUACACCCUGCAGCACGAGUAUGAGCUGAUGAGAGACCGCCACCUGGACCAGCUGAUGAUGUCGGCCAUGUACGCCAUCUGCAAAGUGAAGAGCGUGGAUCUGCGCUUCAAGUCCAUCGUCUCGUCGUACAAGAACUUGCCCAACACCAACCAGGAGACCUUUAAGAACGUGCUGAUCACUGAAGGACACUAUGACUCCAUCAUUGUCUUCUACAACCAAGUAUUCAUGCAGAAGUUAAAAACAAAUAUCCUGCAGCAUGCGUCCACCAGGCCGCCUCCCCUCUCUCCUAUCCCUCAAAUACCUCGCAGCCCAUACAAGUUCCCCAACUCUCCUCUGCGUGUGCCUGGGAGCAACAACGUCUACAUCUCGCCUAUGAAAAGCUCCCGCAUGUCCCCGGGCAUCAUGACUCCUCGCUCCAGAAUGCUGGUGUCCAUUGGUGAAUCAUUUGGGCUGGGCAAUCGCUUCCAGAAGAUCAACCAGAUGGUCAACAGCAGCGAACGCUCCCACAAGAGGACGAUGGAUCCAGGCUCCACUCUAAAGCCUCUGAAGAGGCUGCGGUUUGACAUGGACGGGCAGGAUGAAGCUGAUGGCAGCAAACCUGGAGGAGAUUCAACCCUGAUACAGAAACUUACAGAGAUGAGCUCCACUUGGAGUCGCAUGCAGGAGCAGAAGAUGAAGGAGGACCCCGAAAUGGGGGACGGGUCACAGUAAAGCCCACCAGACUGACCUGCACUGUUUGUCGCAUUGUGAACACUACUGUUAGUUCACACAUAAAGUUGAACACAACAUUUCUCUGUACAUUUAAUGUGUUUUAGUUUGUAUUUAACUUGGCUCUGUAACCUAAGAAUGCAAAAGAGUUUCUUCGCUUUUGUGUUUAGGCUUUGACUGAUUUUACUACACAAAUUUUAUUGUUGUUCUUUGGAAUCUGAUAUUUUCAAAGAACAUUUAUUUGGUUUUAGGAGUGUUAUUAGUUGUUUGUUGUUGAGGAAGUCAUUGUUUCCCCCCUCUUGAAUCUUCAGUAUAUUGACACAAUAUGCCGGUUUUCUUAUAUUUCAAAAGCAGUGAUCAUGAUGUGACAUUUCUAGUGUUAAAUCAUGGUUAUCCUCCACAAAACACGAGUAAAUGUUUUAAUUUUACUUUUCAAUGCAAUUGAAAUCUUAAACUGGGAAAACUAUACCGUGGUUUUUUUUUUCAUAUGGGCAAUAUGGUUCACUGGCCAGGGUGGUAUUUUGUCAGGGAGCUGCAUAAACACCCAGAAAUAAAAAAUAAAAAAAUGUUAAAAAAUUAUACGUGUCAGUUUCGCACCAAACAAGUUUUCUAGUGUUAUUUUGUGCCACCAAUGUUGGUAUAUACUUCAAGACUCUUGUUCUGUGCUUAAUGAAGUGCUUUUUACUGUUAUUAAGGAACCUAGAUAGCAUUUGAUAAUCUCAAGGUCAAAACCUGAAACGUUUAGAUUGUUAAAACUUGAACUCUGGACAAUGAUUCUUAAAACACAGUUUGAUAUUAAAACACAGUUUGAUAUUAAAACAAAGUUUGAUAUUAAAACACAGUUUGAUAUUAAAACACAGUUUGAUAUUAAAACAGUUUGAUUCAUGAAAUCCAAAUGUAAUUCAUAGGAUGCAGAAAUAGGAGCUUACCUCUGAUUUUACACAACAGGCCGUCAAGCAUGAUGAACAGACACAAAGGACACAGCAAAUCUUUCUAUGUGGUGUAAAAUGUAGUUUUCCAAUGAUUAUUGUGUUUCAUUGUAAAAAAAUAACCUUAAAUGCAAGCACAUCCAAAUGGGUUUAAGCUAAAGUAUCGUUUUGUUCUUUAUACUUGUUGUAAUUUUUGGAAAUAGAGGUAAUAGAUAUAGAGAAUGGGAGAAAUACAUAACUGAUCAUGUGUAGAAAGAGCAUAGAGCAGUUAUGGAAAGAUAAAUGUGUUUAUAGUCUAAUCAAUUUAAUACAUUUCAGCAAACAGGGAAAAAUGUAGGAGAACUUUAUUCCAGCUCUGAGUUAAUCUGUUUUUCAUUUGUUGAAAGCUGUUUUUUUUCCUGCUGUGCUGCAGUUGGUUAAACUGAUUUAUGGAAAGAAGAUUGCUCAGCUGAUAAGAUUUGAUUUUGGGUUUGCGUUUUUCUUGAAUACACAAAUGUUUUAAAUUUUAACGGCUUUUUAUUUUCUGUUGACAAUGUACUUUAUUUCAAAGCAUUUUUUAAGUCUAUUUAACUGAAACAAUGAAGUUCUUUUCUUUUGAAAACAAAAGAUAGUAAAUGCAUGUUCACCCAGAUCCAUAUUUUGCAUGAUUAGAUGAUGCAAUGAUGUUUCGGUCAUGUCAGAUUAAACCUCCUAGGAACAACCUGGGGACACUUUUAACCUUUUAGAGUAUUCCUUUAAAAUAAGUUUCAUUUAUUUACACAUUAGUACAUUUCCUCACUUUGUUUAACCCUAAGUUAUUCUACAUUUAAACCACCAACUUGUGAGAAAAUCAGAAAAUUAGGAGCUCAUUCUGCUACAAGAGUACCUUCUCACCCUCUGCUGUAUAAAGUUAUAUUUGCAUGUGGCAGCAGGCCAUCAGGCUUCUGUUUCAGAUAAGAUUGUAAUGUCGUUAGCUGAACAAUAAACCCCCUUAUUCUUA
Messenger RNA from Girardinichthys multiradiatus, 4795 nucleotides. RefSeq names its product retinoblastoma 1 (gene rb1). The coding region runs from base 149 to 2890 and encodes 913 amino acids. The record is from RefSeq and is a predicted model, not a curated record. Gene Ontology annotation, molecular function: RNA polymerase II transcription regulatory region sequence-specific DNA binding. The transcript is spliced from 27 exons. Gene Ontology annotation, cellular component: Rb-E2F complex; nucleus; chromatin. Gene Ontology annotation, biological process: cell differentiation; negative regulation of G1/S transition of mitotic cell cycle; cell morphogenesis involved in neuron differentiation. Lineage: Eukaryota; Metazoa; Chordata; Actinopteri; Cyprinodontiformes; Goodeidae.